AUGGUUGCAACAUCAAUAUUUGAUAAUGGUCCAGAAAUUGAAUUUCCAUCUGAAAUUAUGUGUUCUCAAUUUCAUCCUACUAUUCCAAAUCUUUUCUUAGCCGGUGCUAUAUCAGGACAUCUUCAUUGGAUCAAAAUAAAUGAUGAUGAAACUGAACAAUCUAUGACUAAUGAACGUUCAAUGAAAGUUCAUAAGAAAUCAGUUCGGUCUAUUGAAUUAACACCGGAUGGUCAAUCGAUUAUAACUGUAUCAAAAGAUAAAUCUAUUAAACUACGAUCAAUAGAAACAGGAAAAAUGAUUACAAAAUAUACACGAGCACAUGAUUCUCCGAUAAAUUGUUUAUGUAUUGUUGAUAAUUGUGUAUUAGCAACUGGUGAUGAUGAUGGUUGUGUUAAAUUAUGGGAUUAUAGACAAAAAAAAUCAUUAGCCGAAUUUCAUGAUUGCGAUGAUUAUAUUAGUGAUUUAACUUGUGCAAAUGAUCGACGAACAUUACUUACAACGAGUGGUGAAGGAACAUUGACGGUUUAUAAUGUUCGAAAGAAAAAAUUACAAAUACAAUCAGAAUUAAUGGAUAGUGAUUUAACAGGUUGUCAAAUUAUUAAAGAUGGUACUAAAGUUGUAUGUAGCACAAUGGAAGGUGUUUUAUAUUUUUUUAAUUGGAAAGAAUUUGGUAAUAUGUCUGAUCGAUUUCCUGGUCAUCCAGGUGGAAUUGAAUGUCUUGUAACUCUUGAUCAAUCAUCGAUUGUUACCGGUUGUGAAGAUGGAAAAAUUCGUGCUCUUAGUCUUUAUCCUCAUCGAAUAAUAUCUGUUACUGGUCGUACAUGUACAAUGCCAACUCAAACAUUAUCUACAUCAUGUAAUACAGAUUAUCUUAUUGGUUCAUCAACAUCACCAGAAACUUUACAAUUAAUUGAUUCUAAAGAAUUAAAAAUAAUAUUAAAUAAGAAGAAAAAGAAAAGUGGAAAACGAGAAGAUAAUGCAUUUUUUGCUGAUUUAGAAGGUAAUGAACAAGAAGAAUUAGAUGAUCAACAACAAGAUUCAAAUGAUGAUGAUGAUGAUGAUGAUAGUGAUAGCGAUGAUGAUAGUGAUAGUGACGAAGAUACGAAAAAACCACCAAAGAAAAAGAAAAAAAAAGCUCAUUUUUAA
Molecule: messenger RNA, 1146 nt
Organism: Adineta steineri
Lineage: Eukaryota; Metazoa; Rotifera; Eurotatoria; Adinetida; Adinetidae
Source: the annotation of a GenBank genome assembly